GUCUUGGUUCUUUUCAUUUCUUUUGCUAAUCUUUUAAUCUCUGUCUCUCUUUUUUCAGUUGAGAAGGUUCAAUUGGAUGUGCAUUGAGAUUGGAUAUUUGUCAAUUAUAAUUCUAUUUAAAUUUGUUUUUAAAAUACUGUUUCUUCCCCCGUUUUGUGGUUGACCCUUGUCAUGUUUUUGUCAUUGUUUUCCUCUGUACUCGUAUUUUAUCUAAUAAGUUUAAUUGGGUUUGACGAUAAAAAGCAGCUGUUUCCUUCUAUGCUUCUUCAACUUAUUUUCGUGUGGGUGCAUUGUGGUUGAAUAUCUGUCAAUAUAUUCUCGAUCCAAAGAGAAAAUUGGUUAUUUUGAGUUAUAUGAUUCAUUCUGUUCCUGUCUUGCCCAAUUGUCAUUCAUACUACAAGUAAGUUGCGGUGUCUAAUGAUUGCUUCCAUAGGUUUCUAGGAGUUCACCUUUUGUCAUGCGAUUGAAUCUGUUUAAAUGCUUGUUAGUGUUUCUUAUUGAGUGGCAGCGAAUACUCAUGGAAACUGUUUUGGCAUGCAAAUUUAUUGCAGCCUCAUUUAGUUUUACAAUUUUUGUCAGGUUGUACGUACCAGCGGUUAUAUGACAAGCAGGCUAUUGAUAGAAAUUGGUAUUAUUUUGGCUGCGUGACUACUUUCUUAUGAUAUUUUUCGACUGGAUUUAUUUUCAUUAUGAGUAGUAUGUUGAAGAGAUCUCAGGAAGAGGCUGUUCGGUCAUCUUCUAAUCAUCCUCGUGAAGAUGCUGUUACUUAUUCUAAAUUGUCAUUAUCGGCUUCAAAUGAAAAUCACAUUCAAAUAGUUCAAGACUCCUGUGUGGCAAAGACACAAUAUUAUGUAUCUCAUGAUGCAGAUAGACGAUAUCCUCUUCAUUUAGUACAUCAGGUGCCAUCAUCUUCUAACGAUUCACAUUUAAAUAAUCCUGUUGGUACUGAAAACAGGGUAGAAUUAAGGGAUUCUAAAGAUAGUAGAGAUCUCCAGUUUUUGAACUGUGACAUUAAGUCAGAGAAGAAUGAGCUCUGUGGUGAUCUUACCAGGGAUUCUAAGAUUGCUAAGAAUGAGAAGGAUGUGCAUGUUAAAGGUAGAGGAGAUGACAAGAAAGAUGUCAGAUAUGAUAGGGAUGUUCAUCAUGACUUGAAAGGUGAUAUUAAGACAGAAAGGGAUGGUUAUAGUGUGUCAAGUAGUCAGUUGGAUUGGAAAGACUCAAAAGAGCGCCAUAGGGGAAAAGGAUACUCUGAUGCUCCCAGUGGAGGUUUGGACACCAGAUAUGUAUCAAAUGGGAAUACAAAAGGCCCUAUUGAGGCUGGAAAGGAGGGUUCAACUGCAGAGGAGAAGAAUUGCAUGGAAACUUUCGUGGCUGUUGGGGAGACCAAAGAUUUAAAAAGUGAAGAUAGAUCUAAAGAGAAGGAUAGAAAAGGAAAGGAUGUAAUGCAUCGGGAUUGGGGUGAAAAGGCAAAACAAAGAAGUGAUGUACAAAGGUUGGAGGCAGUGGAAAGAGAUCUUCCAAAAGAGAAAGAGAAUUCAAAAGAGAGAGGAAAGGAUCAUAUCAAGGGGGGCUUAUGUAAUGAAAUUGGAAAAGUUGAAAAUAAUGAGAAAGAGCUUGGUAAUGCAUCGGUCAAAAUUCCAGAGCAAGACAAGGUAUUGCCAGAACAGAAGAAACCAAAAGAUCAUGACAGUUGGAAAAAUAUUGACAGGGAACCCACAGAGAGGAGGAUAGAAAAUAAUUCUGAUUUAGGAGACAGGCCUGAUAAGCGCAGUAGGAGCUUUGACAAGGAACCUGAAGAGGGAAGUGCUGAUAGGGAAGGGGCAGCUGAGAAUGGGAAGGAAGUCUAUAAUCAUGGUGUUCAGCAUCGGAAGAGAGUGAAAAGAUCUAGGGAUAGCCCACAAGUGGCUAAUUGUGGGCCUCAUUUCAGAUCCCCUGCUCAAGACAAUGAAGGGUCUCAUGGAAAUGCAGAAUUGCCUGUUUAUAAAGUCGGGGAAUGCAUGCAAGAAUUGAUAAAAUUGUGGAAGGAAUAUGAAUUAUCUCAAACAGAAAAAAGUGGUGAAGGUUCUAAGAAAGGCCCCACUCUUGAAAUACGGAUACCACCAGAGCAUGUCACUGCUACCAAUCGCCAAGUCAGAGGUAGCCAGCUAUGGGGGACUGAUGUGUACACAUAUGACUCAGAUCUUGUUGCUGUUCUCAUGCAUACAGGUUACUGUCAACCAUCAGCUUCUCAGCCUCCUACAACCAUACAAGAGCUGUGUGCAACCAUUCGGGUGCUUCCUCCACAAGAAUGUUAUACUUCUACUCUGAGAAACAAUGUCCGUUCCCGUAUCUGGUGUGCAACAAUUGAUUGUAGUUAUCAAGUUGAACGAUGUUGCAUUGUGAAGAAAGAAGGUGGAACUGUAGAUCUUGAACCUUGCCUUGCUCACACAUCAACUGUAGAGCCCACCCUUGCUCCAAUGACUGUUGAGAGGACAAUAACUACCAGAGCUGCAGCUUCGAAUGCAUUGCGGCAGCAAAAAUUAGUACGAGAAGUCACUAUUCAGUACAAUCUCUGCAAUGAGCCUUGGAUCAAGUACAGUAUAAGCAUCGUCGCUGACAAGGGCCUUAAAAAACCACUCUUCACAUCUGCUCGCUUGAAGAAAGGAGAAGUUUUGUAUUUGGAGAACCAUUCAUGCAGAUAUGAGCUAUGUUUUACUGGAGAGAAGAAGAGGAAGUCCAUGCCACCAGCUCGAAUGCAUGACCCAGAUUUAGAGAAGUCUCAAAAUCACCACUCGCAUUCUGCAAAAGGUGGAAAAUCUGAUUGUAAUAAUGUUACGAUCGAUGUCUUUCGCUGGUCUCGUUGCAAAACGCCUCUGCCCCAGAAAACGAUGCUUACAAUUGGCAUACCUCUGCCCCUUGACUAUGUAGAGGUGCUAGAGGAAAAUCUGGGCUGGGAAGAUGUGCAAUGGUCUCAAACUGGUGUUUGGAUUGCAGGGAAUGAGUAUGCGCUUGCCCGUGUGCACUUCUUGUCAAUUCACUAGUUCUUUUAUUUAUCCUUUUUUUUUUUUUUUUGAGGGCGAUAGGUUUUUUCUUUUUCUUUUUUCGAGUUGUGGGGACACAGAUACUUUGCCUCUUUCCGCAGAUCUUGAAUUUUUAGUACUGCUUCGCUUCAACAUGAUGAUAUAGAUGUUAGCCUUUCAUGGAAGUAGCAUUAUUAUUAUUAUUAUUAUUAUUAUUAUUA
Messenger RNA from Prosopis cineraria, 3220 nucleotides. RefSeq lists its product as uncharacterized. Lineage: Eukaryota; Viridiplantae; Streptophyta; Magnoliopsida; Fabales; Fabaceae. The record is from RefSeq and is a predicted model, not a curated record. The transcript has 11 exons. Bases 690 to 3020 code for a protein of 776 amino acids.